Molecule: messenger RNA, 1874 nt
Organism: Bursaphelenchus okinawaensis
Lineage: Eukaryota; Metazoa; Nematoda; Chromadorea; Rhabditida; Aphelenchoididae
Source: the annotation of a GenBank genome assembly
AUGUCCCGAUCUCUUCAGAUUCUUCGACCAAAACUUGUUGGUCGAAGAUGGCUCUCAACUACAUUGCCUAGAUGUAACAGUGAAGCACAGGCAAUCGAAGAAGAGUUCCAGAGCACUGCCAGAAAGUUUUGUCGGGAUGAAAUCGUUCCAAACGCUCCGAAGUUCGAUCAAACUGGAGAGGUAAACAAUAUUAUUUUUGUUUCUAGAAAACACGUCGCCAUGACAGAGUUUAAAUCUGUUUCAUAGAAAUUGCGCAGUAGAUUGUAAGAAAUUUAAUGCAUAAUGCAAGUUUUAGUAUAUAUUCAUCGUGUUUUGUUUAUUUUAAUUUAUGGUUGUCAUGACGUAUUUUCUAGACUUCAGAAAAAUUUUGCAUGGUGCGAUCGCGUUUCAUAAAUUAGGCCUUUCUGUCAAAAACAGUAUCAAAUAUGUGUAUCAAAGUAGUUUUUACAUAAAACAAAAAUUUUAAACUUUCAGCUAACUAAUUAUGUUGUUUUAUAUACUAAACUACAUUUCAGUACCCAUGGGAUAUUGUAAAGAAAGCUCAUUCUCUCGGAUUGAUGAACACGGACACUCCUGAAGAGUAUGGUGGACUAAAUCUGACAUUAGCGGCAAAAACCAAGAUAUACGAAGAGAUUGCUUAUGGAGACACGGCUAUUGGAACUUCGUUGAUGGUUAACGAACUCGCUCAGAUCCCGAUUCUGUAUGCUGGAAGCGACUACUUGAAGGAGAAGUACAUGGGGUGGAAUGUGAAGGAGCCGAUUCUAGCUGCCUAUUGUACUACGGAAGCUGAUGCCGGCUCUGAUGUUGCUAACGCGAAGACCAAAGCUGUGAAAGAUGGAGAUGAUUACAUCUUGGAUGGAACAAAAGUUUGGAUUUCCAAUUGUGGGCUGGCUAAAUGGUACUUUGUGUUAGCUAAAACAGAUGCUGGAGCUUCACCGAGCAAGGCUUUUACUGGUUUCAUUGUUGACAGGGAUCUUCCUGGCGUCAGCGUGGGCAAAAAGGUAGGAUAACAUGUUAUGAAUGUACUAUAACAUAAGUAAAUGAACAAAAUAUUGUAUUACGCGUUUUAAAUUUAUAAAUUACGGUUUUAUAGAUAUUUUAGUAUAAUUUAAAGUAAAAUUACUUUAUUUUAAAGUUUUCAUUGUAGGAGAAAAACAUGGGUCAGAGAUGUUCAGAUACUCGUUCUCUUACAUUGGAAGGUGUCAGAGUACCAUCAAAGAACAUUGUUGGUAAAGUUGGACAAGGAUUCCUGUUGGCUAUGAGGGCCUUUGACCGUACUCGUCCUAUUGUAGCGUCAAUGGGUUGUGGAGUUCAACAACGAUGCAUUGACGAAGCUGGACAGUACGCAGUGACGAGGAAGUGCUUUGGAAAGCCUAUCGCUGAUCACCAGGUAAGCCAUUUUACUUUGUUACCGUAUUUUAAGAAAGUACAGGAUUAUUUUUUAAUAAUACCGGUUUUUCCGCUAUGUUUAAACUUUAUGUUUUAGGGUACUGGUUUCAAAUUGGCAGACAUGGCUGUAAACCUAGAAGCAUCAAGACUUUUGGUCGAAAAAGCUGCUAGAAAGGUGGAUUCUCAAGCUGACGACGCUACUUAUUACUCUUCUAUCGCCAAAGUCUUCAGUACUGAUAAUGCAUUUAAAGCUGCGUGUGAAGCUGUUCAGGUAAGCUAUUUUUAGAAUAUUUAAAUUUUAAUUUGAAAUAAAAAAUUUUUAAAAUUUAUGACAAUAUUUUCAGAUAUUCGGAGGUAACGGAUUCAACACGGAAUACCCUGUCGAGAAGCUUCUCCGUGAUUCUAAGAUUCUUCAGAUUUACGGUGGAACGAGCGAGAUUCAACGACUGGUCGUGUCGAGGAAGGUGGCUUCAUUGUACAAAUAA